AUGCCCUCACUCGUCCAGAAUUUCGACCCCUCUCCGAUACCACCUGGCGCAAUCAUGGAAUCAUCCGCUGCAGAUAAGAAGCGCAACAAACUUGGGUACCAUCGCACCUCUGUCGCAUGCGUGCACUGUCGACGACGCAAGAUCCGAUGCCUGGUCGCCGCGGACGACGCCCAGGGACGCUGCGAAAACUGCAUCCGGUUGCGCAAAGAGUGCCAGUUCUUCCCCGUCGACCAGCAGCCCCCAAUCGAGAAGAAAUCGCGUCCGAGUUCCCGUCUGGAAACAGCAUCUACUGAUCCUUCGACGGCAUCGUCGUCGCCACCCACUCUCACUGGCGAGCAAACCGAGGCGUACUUCCCGUAUCAAUCAAUGUCGUUGGGCGCCAACACGGAUGUAGCGGGGUUCAACGCUGCUGUGUUUCCGGGUAACCCCAUGGCAGCUUUCGCUCCUGAUCGCACCGUUCCUUCUGAAUUCGCGCCGCACCCGGCCAUGGACCCUUCCACUGUCGCCUGGGACGACUUCACGACCAUUCCCGAUCAGCAAAUGCUGGCCUCAAUGGCUGCAGGCAAGACCAUGAUGAACAUGCCUGCGAAUGUCUGGACGCCCACGCCGGGCCAAAUGGCCCCGAUGCCGGCGACAUCUCCUCUUCCGGGCACUCCAACGGUGCCCUCGCAGAAUCAACCGCUCAAUCCAGCACCCACCUAUACCAUGCAGCCCGACGGAUCUGUGUGGCAGGUGGCACCCACGCGGUCGAUGACGUUCCCUGCGCAACCCGCCGACAUGACGGCAUCGUAUCCCAAUCCAGGUCAAUUCGUGCAACCGCUCCCCGCGGAUCUCAAACGCAGAAUGACUAGUCCGGCGCAAUCAUUCCCUGGGGUCCCGAUGAAUCCGCAAAGUCCGCCCUCCGCGGAUCUACAAGGUACGCCGGUGUCUGUUUCGUAUCCUGGUCAACCGGGGGCGAUGGGAUAUCCUGGAUGGCAGGAUCUCAAUGCUAUGUCUCCGAUGAGUGUGGUGCAAUAUCCCAUGUAUGCUGGCGAUCCCGUGCAGCAAGCAGGGUUUGGCAGUCCUCCGCCCAUGGGACAUCCGGGUCAAGGACAAUCUCCGCCCUAACGCCGCAGCCGACAAUGGGCAUCACGAACAUUCCGAUUAGAACUUCCAAACUACACAGUGGCAUGAUACCCCGGGCGACGCAUUGC
Aspergillus saccharolyticus JOP 1030-1 is the source of this 1193-nucleotide messenger RNA. RefSeq names its product putative C6 finger domain protein. The record is from RefSeq and is a predicted model, not a curated record. Bases 1 to 1107 code for a protein of 368 amino acids. Gene Ontology annotation, biological process: regulation of DNA-templated transcription. The transcript has 3 exons. Gene Ontology annotation, molecular function: DNA-binding transcription factor activity, RNA polymerase II-specific; zinc ion binding. NCBI's taxonomy places the organism in Eukaryota, Fungi, Ascomycota, Eurotiomycetes, Eurotiales, Aspergillaceae.